AUGUUUAACUUGUUAAAAGCGCCAGCUCCGUCCAAGCUUAAGUCCUCGGCGGCGGCAUUCGAGUACAUUGAGCACGCCAUGAUCCUAAUGGGAUGGAUACCACCACAAGGAGGAUGGACACCCGCCAGAGUAGUACUAGCGGCUAUCAUUGUGGCUUGGUCCGAUGUCUAUGUGCCAAUUGGAGUCUUUAUCACUUUUUUCGUGGAUCUGAAAACACUUUCAACGACUGAAGCCCUGUCCGUGCUGCAGGUCGCACUCAAUGCAAUGGGAUUUCCCUUGAAGUUGUUUUUCCUCAGGCUCAAUAUGCGGCGUUUCUACAGGAUCAAGGAGCUCCUUGGCCGCAUGGACGAGCGUUGCAUCGGCUUAUCGGAGCGCAUCGAGGUACAUCGCUGGGUGGCUCGAUGCAACAUUGUAUAUCUCAUCUACCAGUUAAUCUUCACAUCCUACACAAUGUCGACUUUCCUCACGGCAACCUUCUCGGGAGUGGUGCCAUGGAACAUCUAUAACCCAUUCAUUGAUUCGCACAAGAGCACGAAGAACCUUUGGAUAGCUUCACUGCUGGAGCUGAUUCCCAUCAAAUGUAUAGUCAUCCAAACCUGUAUGAUUGAUGUAUUCCCCCUGCUGUUUGGUCUCAUCCUACGAGCUCACAUAAAGCUCCUCAAACAGCGGGUCGACAAACUCUGCUCGGAUCCCACUAAGAGUGAUGAUGAAAACAAUGAGGAUCUGGUGAACUGCAUCGAGGAUCACAAACUUAUUUUGGAAUACGCCGCUCUCAUACGUCCUGUCAUCGAGCCUAUAAUUUUUGUGCAGUUCCUGCUGGUCGGGCUGGUCCUGGGUAUAUCCCUUAUCAAUCUUUAUAUCUUUGCCGAUUCCUGGUCAAAAUUGGCUAUUGGGGUGUAUAUACUCGUUCAGAUUUCCCAGACAUUUCCCUUCUGCUGCACAUGUGACCUCAUCAGAGAGGACUGCGAGACCUUGGCCGUGGCCAUAUUUCACUCCAGCUGGAAGAACUCGGAUCGUAAAUAUAGAAGCUCGUUGCUGUACUUUCUGCAGAAUGCUCAGAGAACGAUCUCCUUCACCGCCGGAUCAAUAUUCUCCAUAGGCCUGAAUACGAAUAUCAGGGUUGCCAAACUGGCAUUUUCUGUGGUGACAUUUGUGAAGCAAUUGGGAUUAGGAUAA
Molecule: messenger RNA, 1176 nt
Organism: Drosophila subobscura
Lineage: Eukaryota; Metazoa; Arthropoda; Insecta; Diptera; Drosophilidae
Gene: Or98a
Product: odorant receptor 98a
Exons: 3
Coding region: 1-1176 (391 amino acids)
Biological process (GO): sensory perception of smell; detection of chemical stimulus involved in sensory perception of smell
Cellular component (GO): plasma membrane
Molecular function (GO): olfactory receptor activity; odorant binding
Source: RefSeq, a predicted model, not a curated record